Messenger RNA from Mobula hypostoma (lesser devil ray), 3064 nucleotides. Its product is annotated as growth factor receptor-bound protein 7-like. Bases 107 to 1789 code for a protein of 560 amino acids. The record is from RefSeq and is a predicted model, not a curated record. The transcript is spliced from 16 exons. NCBI's taxonomy places the organism in Eukaryota, Metazoa, Chordata, Chondrichthyes, Myliobatiformes, Myliobatidae. Gene Ontology annotation, biological process: signal transduction.
UGUUUAUUAGCGGAGACGGAGCGCGGUGAGGCGGGCGAGGUUCCCCUGCACCGGCACUGCGGUCUGGGAGAGGCCACCCCACCGUCCCGCGGCAGCAAGCGGCCAGAUGUACCAGGAGGACGUGCCCACCAGGGCGAUGUGCAGGUUGCGGGAAUGGAUCAGGGAUCGCCCCCAGGUGACAGGCAGCGACGCUCAGUCCAAACGUCCAGCUGCUGACAUGGAGGUGGUCGCGCUGGAGGAGACCGCGAGCAGCAGGCUGGACCAGCUGUACCAGAGGGAUGCUGUUGCAGUCCGGCCCAAUGGCCACCGGACGUCCAGCCGGCCCGAGCCGGGUCAGAGGUCACAGCCAGUCCACAUACAAGUGAGAAGGCCGCUGCAGGAGGGGGAACUGCACACGUCAUCGCUGCCAGCCAUCCCCAACCCUUUCCCGGAGCUCUGCAGCCAGCCCUGCUCCCCGAGCCUCGGCAACAGCUCCAAGCCACCGGCCAGCAGAUCCACCCUCGUGAUCACGGUCUUCAGCGAGGGCGGGACGCGGAGGUCACUGGAGGUGGGGGCCACGGCAACAGCUCGCGACGUCUGCAGCAUGCUCGUCGAGAGGGGUCGCUGCCUGGACGAGGAGAGCUGGGCCCUGGUGGAGGCCCACACCGACGCUGCUCUGGAAAGGUACGUGGAGGAUCACGAGCCGCUGGCGGACCUGCAGGCCGCCUGGCCACCCAACGGCGGCAGCAAGUUCAUCUUCAGAAAGCACUACGCCAAGUACGAGGUCUUCAGGAACCCCGAGACGUUCUUCCCCCCGCACUUGUUAGGAGGAAGUCUGGAAGGUCACGCGGGAAUUUCACGAGUACAACUCACUCAGAACUUCCUGAAUGCCCGGAGCUGCCCGGAGAUACAGGGGUUUCUGUACCUGAAGGAGAAGGGGAAGAGGGCGUGGAGGCGCCUGUAUUUCUUCCUCAGGAGGUCGGGGUUCUACUACUCUGCCAAAGGAACGUCCAAGGAACCAAGACACCUUCAGUACUUUGCAGACACGAACGAGAGCCACAUUUACACCGUCACGAACAGAAAGAGAUAUAACUCACCCACAGAGUUCGGCUUCUGUGUGAAGGUUCCCGGGCCGAGGUGCGAUCGGGGAGAGCUGUGUUUGCUUUGCGCUGACGAUGAACAGACCCGUACCUGCUGGAUGACGGCUUUCCGAUUACUCAAGCUGGGUCCACAGCUCCGCCUCAACUUCCAGCGGACGCAGCAGCGGGAGAGCCGGAGGUCCUGGAACGGGGCGGCUGGGUCGGGGGGUGUCUCGGAGAGCUGCCUGGUGCCAAUGGACUUCUCGGGGUGCACGGGCAGGGUGAUUGCAAACCCCACGGAGGCUUCGAUGGUGGCCGAGGAGGAAGCUCACGCCUGGCGGAAGAAGGGAUCGCUACGUCACAGCCUCCCCAGCACCUGCCCGGGCACCGGACUCAGCACAGCCAUACACAGGAGCCAGCCCUGGUUUCACGGACAGAUCUCGAGGGAGGAGGCCCACCGGCUGAUCGUGCAGCACGGCCACAUAGACGGGGUGUUCCUGAUGAGGGAGAGCCAGAGGACCCCCGAGAGCUUUGUGCUGACCCUCAGCCACCACAACAAGACCAAGCACUUCCUGGUUGCUCCGUGCGAGGAGGACGGACAGAUGUACUUUACGGUCGACACCGGCCAGACCAAGUUCAGCGACCUGAUCCAGCUGGUGGACUUCUACCAGAUUAACCGCGGCGUGCUGCCCUGCAGCCUGAAAUAUUACUGUACCCGGGUGUCCCUGUAGCCCGGCGCCGUCCCCCAGCACUCCGACAGAACACAGACCGUGCGCCCCUCGCUCGACCCCCCCGUUCCCCAGCGGGACACCGCCCUCCAUCCGCCGCAGCGUCCUCCCCGGCGAAGGGAUGCUCCCCUCUGAUCUCGAACCCUCGUUCUGCGCCGUCUGGCCAAUCGAUUGGGGAGGUAACCCUCCGGGAUUCGAGUCCCCCCAGGGGCUGUCCAUCGCCGCUCACGCCCCGUGCAGAGAGCAGCCUCGGCACCUGAACGUCUCCCCCCCCCCCCGGGACUGGAUGCUCAGCACCAACGUCUCCAAACAAGUCGGGGUCCGCCGCCUCCUGGAUGCCGGCUGUCCUGACCGAGCCCGGAGCCUGGCAACGCCGAGCCGGUCAGCAUCUCCACACCCCCUUGGGAAAGCUGGUCAGGACCCUGGGGCAGGGAGGUUGACCAGAGGGGUGGAGGAGGGGGAGAGAGUGACUGGAGAGACUGACAGGGGAAGGAGAGUGGCCAGAGAGAGAGAGAGAGAGAGAUGACCAGUGGUGGGAGACAGUGAACGGGGGAGACUGACCAGAGAGAGCGUGUGACCGACGACACUGACCAGAAGGGGACACAGUGACUGGGGGGAGUGAGCAAAGGGAGGGGAGAGGAUCUGACCAGAGGGUGAGGCGAAGGACAGGAGAGAGCGACAAGAGGGAGGAAGGAAUGAGCAGCCAAGGGAGGGUGGGUGAGUGUGACCAGAGGGAACAAAGAGGGAGACGAUGGGCAGGAGGGAGAGUGGGUGAGGCAGGAAGAGGGUUAAUCCAGUUACGCACUCUCUUGCUCUGUAGGAUUUGAACUGCACCCCGAGACACGAGAGAGAGCAGCUGCUGGAAUGAGGACCGGUCCUGGUGAGGGGGUCUCGGGCCGAACUGUUGUCUCUCUGUCUCCCUUCCUGACCUGAUGAUUUUUCAAGCACUCUGUGUGUGUGCGUGUGUGUGUGAGAGAGAGAGAGAGAGAGAGAGAGAGAGAGUGUGAGCGUUAAACUCAACCCUGUCAGGAAAAUGAUAAAUGUCCCAAAUAUUAUCUUUAUUUUUAUAAAUGUACAGAACAGAAACCUCCAAGCAUAGAGUGGUUUAAUUGUUUUUUCCCACACAUCCUGUAUGGUACAUCAACCCGGCCCGCGUGUGUGUGUGUUUUUUCUAAAUACCCACCUUUUGGUCCAUGAUAUGAGACGGGCGGUGUGAUCGAGACUAUGUCGGGGAAGGAAAUGGACACAAAAGCAACCAAGGCCCGCUGGUGAUGAAUU